UAUAGUUUUAAACCAUUAUGUCAAAAUAGUGCCUAACAGGAUGUGUUUGCGUUUAGUAUAGUCAAAUGUCGCACCUGCUCCGCCUGUAAUUGGUUGAAAGCUCAGUCAGAUUCCACCGCAGAAUUAUCGGAUUGAAAAUCAGGGAGGGGAGUUGAAAAAACUCAACGCAACCAACUCACAGCGAUGCAGUGCUUAAGUUUCUAAACAUCACAACGGAUUUCCCAGAACUUUUCAUCACGAAGUUUGCGACUCAAACAAUCAAAGGACUUUAAACAUUCAUUUUCUUCAGGAUCUGCACCAUUUCAGAAUCACUGAAUCAUGCCACGAUCGUUUUUGGUGAAAAGUAAAAAGUCCUACAAUGUGCAUCGACCCAUCGACACCGAGCAAAGUGAACAGAAGCUCCCGGACCCAGCACCCAAAACAAUCCCAGCGCUGGUCCCUUUGGAACCAAAGGAAAGUAAUUCCCCAGAGCGGCCCCAGGUAGAUUCACUCACUCGACCUUCCCUCAGAGACUCGUAUGACUUCAUCAAGUGUGAGCGAGAGCCCGACUGCCCAGUACCAAGUCUACCUGAGCUGACCAGACGGCCGUUUUACUUAUCUGAGCCUCAGCUGGCAGAGUUUCCUCCCUACUACAAGAGCUCUUAUGCAUGGGAUCAUGUUCCCACAACAUAUGACUUCAGGCAGAUGGGCUUCUCUCCAUCGCUCCUGCAGCACGCCAGCAGCCUGUACGGAGCUCAUCUGAAGCAGAGCUCAGAGCCUCCACAACCACUGGACUGCAGCACACACUACUCACCUACGUCCAACACCUACCACUGCAUUACCUGUGAUAAGGUGUUUUCCACCCCUCAUGGACUGGAGGUUCACGUCAGACGUUCUCACAGUGGCACGCGACCCUUUGGAUGCAGCAUCUGCAGAAAGAGCUUUGGCCACGCAGUUAGCUUAGAGCAACACAUGAACGUCCACUCUCAGGUACGAACAAACCAUGCUGAUCCAUUGGACAUCAGCUGGCAUUUGGAUAAUGUCAAUGAAAGAAUUAAUUUUGUUGUUGUUUUGUGUUUAAAGGAAAGAAGUUUCGAGUGCAAGAUGUGCGGAAAGACCUUCAAACGCUCCUCGACGCUGUCCACACACCUGCUGAUCCACUCAGACACACGACCAUAUCCCUGCCAGUUCUGCGGAAAAAGAUUCCACCAGAAAUCCGAUAUGAAGAAACACACCUACAUCCACACAGGUGAGAAACCUCACAAAUGCCAGGUGUGUGGCAAAGCCUUCAGCCAGAGCUCCAACCUCAUCACACACAGUCGCAAACACACCGGAUUCAAGCCGUUCGGCUGUGAGAUCUGUUCCAAAGGCUUCCAGAGGAAGGUAGAUCUUCGCAGACACCACGAGAGCCAGCACAGCCUUAAAUAACGGAGGUUGUACAUGGCGUGGCGGACAGCGGAGAGGAAAUGAAGACCACCAAUGGCUGUUGCUGGAAAAAAGACUCAUGUUAAAGGGAUAUUUCACUCAAAAAAUGAAAAUUCUGUUAUCAUUUAGGCCCCAUUUACACAGUGUGUUUUAAAAUGAAAACGAUCCUUGUCUACACUGGCGUUUCCACAGUUUCAGAAACGAUCUCCACCUACACUACACGACCGAAAACGCAUGUCGCAUGCACACUGGGUAUGCGCACAGAAGCGUAAACAGUUGCCUUAUGCGCAUGUAGGUAGCUGCAGUAUUAAAAAAUGCAGAGUUUAACUGCACAAUGGCUGCUAAAAAUGACAACAAAGCCAGCAAAGAUUGCAGUUCAGUCUCCUUGUUAUUGUUUACACAGUCGUCACGGACUUGGGCAGCCAUCGUUUUCGAAGGUCUCCAUUUUGGUCUGUUUAUACUGAAACGCAACCCCGGCGCUUUCAAACUAAAACAAGGUCUGCAGUGUUUUCGAAAGUCUCAGUUUUCGAGGUUCGAAAACGCGGCGUAGUGUAAAAGACAGGCGUAACCGUAGCAAAACUUAUGUGUUUUAAAACAAAAACACACUAGUGUAAACGGGGCCUUACUCACUGUCAUGUCAUUCCAAACAGUGUUGUUUUUGUUAACUAAAACUAUAAAAAUUGUUUUUAGUAAUUGAAAUAAAGCUGAAAUAAAAUGAAGUCUAAAUAUUACAUGAAACGCUUUAUGAAAAUAAAAAUAAAUAAAAAUAAGAAAAAAAUGAAAAUUAGAAAUGUUGCAAUGGGAACUAACUGAAGUUAGUUUAAGUUGAAGCACUAAAAUGACUUAAACUGAAGCUAUAUAGAAAAAUUAAAAAAAAAACGCAUGACAAAAGCAACAAAAUUACUAAAAUUAAAAUGAAAACUGAAAAUAUAAAAACUGAAAAUAUUCAUAAAUGCUAAAAUAUUAUAUAAAUAACAUCAAAAUAACACCUCUGUAACAUUUUUUCUUCUGCGAAAACACAAAAGAAGAUAUUUGGAAGAAUGUUUUUUCCUAUACAAUGAAAGUCGUUUUUCAAAAUACCACAGAAUAAAGUAAGUCACACAGGUUUGGAAUGACAUGAGGGUGAGUAAAUGAUGACAAAAUCUUUAUUAAGACCUUUUUCGAAAUGACUUUCUUUAUUUUAGCCAAUAAUCCAUCAAAACUGUAACCUGACAAGCAGGAAACCCGUCCAUCAACUGAUUAAAAUGUCCAUUUUAACUAUGAAAUCAUACCAGGUACAGCAUCCGCAUGCUAGGUACAGCCACCAUGAAGGAGUCUAAACAUAUUUUUCAUUUUCUUUUAUUUUAGUAUAAAAAGUAGUAAGAUUGUAUGGUAAUGUUUAGAUUGAAGUUUUUUUCUUUUGUUGUGUUAUUUAUAGAAAUUCUUGUCACAAAAAUAGUGCUAAAUAAAUGGUAUUGUUUGAAAUGA
Messenger RNA from Ctenopharyngodon idella (grass carp), 2871 nucleotides. RefSeq names its product growth factor independent 1B transcription repressor (gene gfi1b). Gene Ontology annotation, molecular function: DNA-binding transcription factor activity, RNA polymerase II-specific; RNA polymerase II cis-regulatory region sequence-specific DNA binding. The coding region runs from base 319 to 1407 and encodes 362 amino acids. NCBI's taxonomy places the organism in Eukaryota, Metazoa, Chordata, Actinopteri, Cypriniformes, Xenocyprididae. The record is from RefSeq and is a predicted model, not a curated record. Gene Ontology annotation, biological process: central nervous system development; regulation of transcription by RNA polymerase II. Gene Ontology annotation, cellular component: nucleus. The transcript has 6 exons.